Amphiprion ocellaris (clown anemonefish) is the source of this 1758-nucleotide messenger RNA. Its product is annotated as prostaglandin reductase 3. The transcript has 2 exons. NCBI's taxonomy places the organism in Eukaryota, Metazoa, Chordata, Actinopteri, Pomacentridae. The record is from RefSeq and is a predicted model, not a curated record. Bases 338 to 1564 code for a protein of 408 amino acids. Gene Ontology annotation, cellular component: mitochondrion. Gene Ontology annotation, molecular function: zinc ion binding; oxidoreductase activity.
GGAAGGGGAGGGACUCCGACGACAAGUCUGAGGCGCUGCUGUGCUUCUUUUUACGAGGCUGCACCAGCGAAACGUUUUCGCGCUUUAAAAAAAACAAAAAAACUCGGUUCCGCGCUUGUUGUUUUUUGUUUUUUUUUUUUGUUUGCAUACAAAUCGUCGUGUUUGUAAAUAUUGGUUUUAAAGCGUCCGGCUGCGCUGCGCCCGGCCCCGGCCUGCACGCUGAGCUGUGCCUGAGCAGAGGGGAGAAGAGCCCACAGCGCAGGCUAAUGGCAGUCGGGCUUAUUACUGCCAUAAACACACGUCAAGUUGCCCGUGAACUUUGUCACAUUUCGGAGCCAUGUCCAGUAGGUUGCUGCUGCCGCUGCUGGGGAGAACAGGCAGAAGAACGAUCUCGGAAAUCGGCGGGGGGCGCAGAGGCACCGACGCACUUUCAGGAGUUCAUGCGGCUGCGAGGCGCUCCAUCAUAGAUCUGUCCUACUCGGCGCACUUCAUGGAUUUUAAAGGCUCCUCCAUACCGAGCAGCAUGAAAAAGCUGGUCGUAACCAAGCUCAGUCCCAAUUUCCGAGAGGCCGUUUCCGCGCAAACCGUGGCCGUUCCGACACCCGGAGACGCGGACUUGCUCGUCAGAAAUCGUUUUGUGGGAAUCAACGCCUCUGAUAUCAAUUACUCAUCAGGCCGUUAUGACCCCUCCGUGAAGCCUCCCUUCGACGCUGGUUUCGAGGGUGUUGGGGAGGUUGUCGGCCUCGGCCUCAGCGCCAGCUCCCGCUACACCGUCGGGGACACCGUGGCCUACUUCGGCAGCGGUGCAUUUGCUGAGUACACGGUGGUGCCAGCCAAGGAAACUGUCCCCGUCCCCGCGGUGAAGCCAGAGUUCCUCACCCUGCUGGUCAGCGGUGCCACGGCCUACAUCGCCAUGAAACGUCUGGGCGACCUGGCAAAAGGUGAGACCGUCCUGGUCACGGCGGCUGCAGGAGGAACGGGGCAGUUUGCCGUGCAGUUUGCCAAGCAGGCCGGGUGCCACGUAAUUGGCACCUGUUCAUCCAACGAGAAAGCCGGCUUCCUUAAAUCCAUCGGUUGCGACCGGCCAAUCAACUACACAGCAGAAGACCUGGCCAAGACACUGAGGAAAGAGUAUCCACAAGGUAUCGACGUGGUCUAUGAGUCGGUUGGAGGCAGCGUCUUAGAGGUCGCGGUGAAUAGUUUGGCUAACAAGGGCCGUCUGAUAGUCAUCGGCUUCAUCUCCGGCUACCAGAGUGCGUCAGGGAUCCCACCUUUCAGAGGAGGGACGCUCCCGGUCAAGCUGCUCCAGAAGUCAGCCAGCAUUCGGGGUUUCUUCCUGCCCCACUUCAUGAGUGACUACAGGGAGGCUCUGAGUAGCAUGAUGCAGAUGUUUGCCAAAGGGAAGUUAGUGUGUGAGGUGGACUGUGGGGAUCUGGCACAGGAGGGGAGGUUCAUAGGCUUGGAGUCAGUUUUCCGUGCCGUGGACUACAUGUAUGCUGGGAGGAACCUGGGCAAAGUGGUGGUGGAGGUGGCACCGCCGGCUGUUAGCAAUAGUAAGCUGUGAUGUAGAUAACUGUUGAUGCACUAAAGAAAUCAUACUUGAAUUUACGUGAUAAGUUUAAAUCAGAAGGCUUCACUGAACAUUUUCUAAUAGAGGUGAGGUUCUUUAUUUUUAUAAAAUGAUUGAUACAGCCUAGUAACUGAAGAAAUGCUACAGAUAUAUAUAUAUAUAUAUAUAUAUAUAUAUAUAUAUAUAUA